AUUUGCCUGAUAGGUUGCCUAUAUAAAUUAUUGGCCAAGGUGUUGGCCAAUCGGUUGAAAAUGGUUAUGGAUGGUAUUAUCAGUGAGUCGCAGGCAGCUUUUAUUGGAGGUCGGCAAUUGGUUGACAGUGUGUUAGUUUUGAAUGAGGUUGUGCAUGAGGUGAAAUGGAGGAAGCAAGAGAGUUUCAUUUUAAAGGCGGACUUUGAGAAAGCUUACGACUGUGUGGAUUGGGGCUUUCUUGAUUGGAUGAUGAAUAGAAUGGGGCUUGGGGUGAAGUGGAGGAACUGGAUGUGGGAGUGUCUUUCAACUGCUAGAAUCUCCAUUUUGAUAAAUGGAAGCCCGACGUCUGAGUUUCCGAUAAGCAAUGGUCUUCGCCAAGGUGAUCCUUUGUCAUCUUUUUUGUUUCUGUUAGUUGCUGAAGGGUUGAGUGGGCUUGUUAAAAAAGUAGAGGGUGAAGGACUUCUGAAGGGUGUGGUGAUUGGAAGGGGAGAUGUUGAUAAUUUACGGGUUGUGAAGGCCAUUCUGAAUUGGUUUCAAUUGAUCUCAAGGUUGAAGAUAAAUUUUGGGAAGAGCUAUUUGUAUGGCUUCAAUGUGUCGGAAGGGUGGGUAAAAGGUGCAGCUGAUGUUAUGCAUUGUGGGGUGGGCAAAGUGCCGUUUACUUAUCUUGGCUUGCUAGUAGGAGGGAAUUCAGGGAGAAGACAGUUUUGGAAUCCAGUGCUAAACCGCUUCUGCGAGAAGCUUGCCUCCUGGAAGAGCUCCUUACUGUCCUUCGGAGGAGUGGCGGAUUUGGAGAGGAGGAAUUGUAGUUUGUUGGGAAAAUGGUGGUAUAGGUUAGGUGAUGGUGUUGAUGGUUUAUGGAAGCGGGUUGUUUGGGAUAAAUAUUAUGGGGGUAGAAAGGAGGCGGAUGUUACGUCAAUGGUGAAUUGGAAUAUGUCUGGUGUGUGGAAGGACAUUAUGGGUCUAGGCAAAGGGUCAGAAAGGUUGGUGGCAAUGUUAGGUGAAGGUUUUAAGUGGAAAGUUGGGAAUGGGAGUUGUGUAGAUUUUUGGCAUGGUAAAUGGGCGGGGGAUAAACCUUUGAGGAAUUUAUUCCCUCGGUUGCGAGGGUGUGUAGGGCGGGGAGUGGGGGAGGAAGAACAGUUUCGGGAGUUGAUUAAUAGGGUUAGGUUGCAUAAGGGAGAAGUUGAUUAUUGGAGAUGGAUCCAUAGUGGUGAUGGUGUAUAUUCGGCAAAGAAGGCUUAUGAUUUUUUAUCAUCGAAAUGUUGUGUUUUGGAUGAGAAAUGGUCUAGGGUCCUUUGGGGUAAUUAUGUACCUUCCAAAUUGAGUGUUUUCGGGUGGAGAUUGUUUUUGAACAGGUUAGCUACAAAGGAUAACUUGUGUCGGAGAGGGGUUGCUCUACCAGGGGGGAAUGUUUGUUGUGGGCUUUGCCAUGAGGGCGUCGAGCAACUCCAGCAUAUCUUUUGUGAUUGUAAACCAGUUUGGUUGGUGUGGAUGAAGGUUUUGGGUUGGUGGGGUGUACAGAGUGCUUUGCCAAAAAAUGUCUUUGGAUUGGCAGAUGCUGUGGUGGCUGGAAUCAAUGGGGGGAGUUGGACGGAUUUAGGGCCUCUUAUUUUUUUGGUUACUGCUUGGUAUGUUUGGUUUUGGAGAAAUUUGAAAGUGUUUGGGGCAGGUGAAAGGUUCGAAGAGCAGAUAUUGGAUUCUAUUCAGUUUAAAUCUUUUUUCUGGCUGAAAAACAAGGAACAAGGUUGCAGUUUUUCCUUUACAUAUUGGAUGUUAAGACCGUUGGAGUGCAAGAAGGCCAUUGUUCAACAUGGCAGGAAUCUAAGGAAUUACAAGAGGAUGUAUAAAGUGCUAAACUAGGGGGACUUAUGAGGAUAGGGCUCAAGUUCAGGGUGCUGCGUCUAUGCUAGUGAAAACCUUGCUGGAGAUGGAAACGUGAAGCUUGAUGGGGUUUUUUAUGAGCAUUAAGGCAAGGGAUUUCUACUAGUCCAAUAUGUCAUUUUUUUUGGGUGCUUUUCUGGUCUUGUGUUAUAGGGUGUGUUUGUUAUUUGUUUGGUGGAACUGUGUUGGUUGACUUUAUCUUUUAUUUUUUUGUAAGUGGGUUGGAGUACCCCUUGUACUCCAUUCAAUAAAUUUCAUUUUGCUGA
Rubroshorea leprosula is the source of this 2144-nucleotide messenger RNA. NCBI's taxonomy places the organism in Eukaryota, Viridiplantae, Streptophyta, Magnoliopsida, Malvales, Dipterocarpaceae. The record is from the annotation of a GenBank genome assembly.